AUGGAUGAAAAGGAAAUAGAAGAUGUGGCAGUAGUAGAGAAAGAUGGAGAAACUUCGAAACCUGUCAAAAAAACAGGUCGUAAAACGAAGCCGAAAACUACAGAUGGAUAUGAGCAGUACGAAAAGGAUAAAAUCAUUGAAUUCAUAUCACUCGUGGAAAUGAGACCGGAGUUGUAUGACAUGUCAUUAAAUCCGAGUCACCGAAAAGAAGUAUCUUUGAAACUAUUCGAUCACAUUGAAGAAGAGUGUAAGGCAUUUAUGCCACGUGGGAAACACGCGCACGGUUCCACCGCACAAAAAAUAUGGGAUGAGCUGGUGAAGGAUUAUAACAAGUAUGUGAAGAGAGUUGAGAAGAUUCGAACUGGUUCCGCAGCUUGCUCUUCUUCGGCCAAUUUUGAAUUUGCAGUUUAUAUGACGUUUCUGGAUGGGCCACGUCACAAACGUCAAGUAAAGAAUUCUUAUAUGAUUGGUGACGAUCAGUCUCCAGUUAUGGAAGAUUUAAGUGAUAACGAAAACUGGGAACCUUUUGGAUGCAAAUCUCUCUCGAGUUCAACACCGAAAAGUUCUGGAAUUCAGUCUCUCUCGAUUUUAACACCGAAAACUUCUGGAUCUGAGUCUCUGUCGAGUUCAACUCCGAAAACUUCUGGAUCUCAUUCUCUGUCGAAUUCUACACCCAAAAGAAAAAUGUUUGAUCCAUUGGAACCUGAGGAUACACCAAAAAGAUCAAAAAAAAUGAAUAAAAUGGAGAUUUUGAUGAGUGAACUGAAUGAAUCGAAUGAUGUAAUCGCAGAAGCAAUGAAACAAGUAAUGGAUGAUAGCAAAGGGAAAAAAUGCGAAACGGAAGACAUCUGCUCGAUGUUUGCUCAAAAGACGGCCCAUUGGCCGGAAAUGGACAGAAUUCUAGCCAAGGCCAAAGUUGUCUCAUUCAUCGGUUCGCUGAAAUUGCCAGGCCCAGAAGCUAUACCAUCCAAUUAUGGACAAAUGAAUUAUGAAAGAAGACAGAUGGAUGGUGACAUGUACAAUGGUCGAAUUUCUAAUUAUCACAAUUCUUAUCAAAAUUCAACUUAUGAUCCGUUGACUCAGUUCGAAGACAAUUUUCGGCCAUUUUAA
Caenorhabditis remanei is the source of this 1110-nucleotide messenger RNA. RefSeq lists its product as uncharacterized. The transcript has 4 exons. NCBI's taxonomy places the organism in Eukaryota, Metazoa, Nematoda, Chromadorea, Rhabditida, Rhabditidae. The record is from RefSeq and is a predicted model, not a curated record. Bases 1 to 1110 code for a protein of 369 amino acids.